Messenger RNA from Brugia pahangi, 1257 nucleotides. NCBI's taxonomy places the organism in Eukaryota, Metazoa, Nematoda, Chromadorea, Rhabditida, Onchocercidae. The record is from the annotation of a GenBank genome assembly.
AUGAUGAAUUCAACUUGGUUGAAAUUUAUUCUUUUGAUUGUGAUGUUUGCUGUUACUUUUGGCGCGGGAAUGGUGCCAGUAAAAGUACUGAAAAUUCUUCGGAAGCAUGCAGCCUCAGCAUCUACAUCCGCGAAGCAGCGAAACGUCUCGUUAGUGCUGUGUUUACUUACUUGUUUUUCUGGUGGUGUUUUCUUCGCCACGUGUUUUUUACAUCUCUUUCCGGAACUCACUGAGCAUCUUCAUGAGAUGAAAAAAGAAUAUGGGUUUUCUGUGUCAUAUCCCCUGGCUGAAUUAUUGUCGUGCAUAGGUGCUCAAAUUGCUGAAAGUUUCUGUGAACGAAACCAUGACGUUGAUCACUGUUGCCAUGAAAGUGUUAAUGUCGAUGCUUCCUCGAAAACUUGCCUGUCAUGUGGUCCUAAAGACGAGGACUCGUCUAGAAAAGGAUUACUAUGCACAAUAAAUUCAUCUAAUCGAGCACCAGCGGGUGGUCAGCGCGUUAACAAAGGACCUGAUUAUGGACAUCCUGCAGAUGGAAAAGACUCAACGCCUUUGCUCCAAAAUUAUGCAUACAGUGGUGAAUAUGGUACUAUGAUCCGGAAAUCUUGUGGUCAGGAAUCAUCAGAUAAAGGAAAGACAUUGACAUUGGCUGAACCAGAAGCAUGUGAACGAAACUGCGAUAGUGUUAAAGAAGAUCCACCAAUUUUGAUGAAAAGUCGUCCUCAUGCUCAUAGCCAUGGUGUACGUAGUAUCACAUUCGUCCUGGCAAUAUCGUUUCAUUCAAUCAUUGAGGGUCUAGCUUUCGGUGUUCAGACUGAUAAUGCUCGAAUUGUGACACUGUUUAUAUCGUUAAUGGUGCACAAAAUUAUUGUUGCAUUUUCGGUUGGUCUGCAGUUGGGCCGCACUCACGCACAUGCUUUAGGAUGGGUGUGCCUUAGUAUGGCUCUUUUUUCGAUCAUGUCACCUUUUGGCGGUUUUAUUGGUACAUUUGUUCAAAGCUCACAAAUGGAUACACAAGUGAAAGCUCUGACAAUACUUACUUUUCAAGGAGUUGCUGUUGGUACAUUCAUUUAUGUCACGUUUUUUGAGGUUUUGUUACACGAACGAGAUAACGAGCAUCCGAAUCUUUUAAAACUUAUUUUUAUGUUGAUAGGAUUUGCAUUGAUUGGUGGGCUGCGGUUUUUUGACAAUCAUUCUCAUGAACAUUUUGAUGGAUCUCUUCAAAACCAUGGAGCUCUUGUCAUCACCUCAACCCCAUAG